Messenger RNA from Haplochromis burtoni (Burton's mouthbrooder), 1594 nucleotides. RefSeq names its product WD repeat domain 12 (gene wdr12). Lineage: Eukaryota; Metazoa; Chordata; Actinopteri; Cichliformes; Cichlidae. Gene Ontology annotation, molecular function: protein binding. The record is from RefSeq and is a predicted model, not a curated record. Bases 138 to 1403 code for a protein of 421 amino acids. The transcript has 13 exons. Gene Ontology annotation, biological process: ribosome biogenesis; maturation of 5.8S rRNA from tricistronic rRNA transcript (SSU-rRNA, 5.8S rRNA, LSU-rRNA); maturation of LSU-rRNA from tricistronic rRNA transcript (SSU-rRNA, 5.8S rRNA, LSU-rRNA). Gene Ontology annotation, cellular component: PeBoW complex; preribosome, large subunit precursor.
GCAGAGCUUCUGCUUUUCGUUUUGCAGUGGUUUGUUUCGUACCACAUGGCAAAACUGCACGAGAAGCGUGUUAUGAGGAUUCCUUGUAUUUUAAUAUUCUAGAGCUCGUGGUUGGCAAAAUAAACACUUAGCUAAAAAUGUCUCAGAUACAGGCAAGAUUCUUCACAGAAGACAAAAGGUACGUUGUAGAUGAUGUCCCGUUCUCCAUCCCAGCUGCAUCCGAAGUGCAGGAUCUCAGCAAUGUAAUCAACAAGCUGCUGGAAGCUAAAAAUGCUUCUCACAGUAAAGUGGACUUUGACUUCCUGGUCAGGGGUCAGUUCCUGCGAACCUCACUGUCAACUCACAUGGCGACAGAGGGUAUAUCGACGGAAGAAGUUGUGGAGAUAGAAUACGUGGAGCGGAUCACGGCCCCAGAACCCGAGGAGUGUAUGAUGCAUGAUGACUGGAUUAGCUCUGUAGAUGCUGAUGCUGAAUGGAUCCUAACAGGGUCAUACGACAAGACUGCCAGAAUUUGGUCUACUGAGGGCAAGCCUGCGAUGACUGUGGCUGGACAUACAGAUGUGGUCAAAGACGUAGCCUGGGUCAAAAGAGAGGGUCUGACCUCUCUGCUUCUGACGGCCUCUCUGGACCAAACCGUGUUACUGUGGGAGUGGAACUCGGAGAGAAACAAGGUGAAAGCCAGACAUUGCUGUCGUGGACACGCGGGGAGUGUUGACACCAUUUCUGUAGACCCCACAGGAACGAAGUUCUGCAGUGGCUCCUGGGACAAAAUGUUGAAGAUCUGGUCAGCAGUGCCUACAGAUGAGCAGGAUGAGAUCGAGGAGCCGGCUGACAGACCAAGGAAAAAACAGAAGACUCAGCAGCUUGGCCUUACCAGGACUCCCUUGAUGACAUUAUCGGGACACAGCGAGGCAGUGUCAUCUGUCCUGUGGUGUGACAGUGAGGAGGUUUGUAGUGCGUCUUGGGACCACACCAUCCGCAUAUGGGACGUCGAUACUGGAGGGAUGAAAACUACGUUGACGGGCAGCAAAGUGUUUAACUGUAUUUCCUACUCACCUUUGUGUCGACGGCUGGCCUCAGGUAGCACCGAUAGACACAUCCGACUGUGGGACCCUCGCACCAAAGAUGGGUCUCUUGUUCUGCUGUCGCUGACCUCUCACACUGGCUGGGUUACCGCUGUCAAGUGGGCACCAUCACAUGCGCACCAGUUGGUCUCGGGUUCCCUUGACAACCUAGUCAAACUUUGGGAUACCAGAAGCUGUAAGGCUCCUCUGUAUGACCUGGCGGCCCAUGAAGACAAAGUAUUUUGUGUGGACUGGACAGAAAGUGGGCUGAUGCUGAGUGGAGGCGCAGAUAACAAGUUGUACACCUACAGAUACUCAGCCCAACAGGCAGAGGCAUAAAGAUUCAGCACACAUUGGACAGACAGACACAAAGACAAUAUUCAGGACUUCAAUCAAGGACUUCAAAGUGUUGGACAAAUAUCUUGGCUUUGUUCUUUGCUUUCCUGAUUCGUUUUACACAAAUGUUCUUACAGCUCGUCCUCGUUUCAGUGUUAUCCAAACAGAUUAUAAAUUAAAUCUUUCUCCUAAAA